AUGAAAGCUGUGCGGCGACUCAAUAAACCCAUUCAAACCUUGGAAACAAAUAGAAGGAACCUGUCAUCCAUAGCCACACCCUUACCAGUGGACGCACAUGGCCCCAUCUGGAAACCCCAGGAAACCCCUUCGUAUGUGCCUACAUACCCUAUUCGUCUAUCCGUUUUACACCAACUUUUGCAAAAAUGUGCGAGAGAAAGUUUACCCAUGGAAGGGAUGGCUUGUCAUGGCUGUAUAAUUCAGUAUGGACUGUGGGCAAACACUUUAACUUCAAAUAUGCUCAUUAAUAUGUACUCAAAAUGUGGGUUUCUGGAGUAUGCGCGGAGAGUGUUCGAUGAAAUGCCUGAAAGAAGCCUAGUUUCUUGGAAUACCAUGAUUGGUUCAUAUACCCAAAAUGGAAACGAAAGGGAGGCUCUUGAUCUUUUUGUUCAGAUGCAAAGAGAAGGAACAGAAUUCAGUGAAUUCACACUUUCAGGCGUUUUGUGUGCUUGUGCAGCUGAGUUUGCAGUGUUCGAGUGUAGGCAGUUACAUGCUUUUGCUCUCAAAGCAUCUAUGCUUGAAAACAUGUUCGUUGGCACUGCUUUACUUGAUGUUUAUGCCAAAUGCAACCUACUAAAAGAUGCAAUCCGUGUCUUUGAAUAUAUGCCUGAAAGGAGUGCUGUGACAUGGAGCUCAAUGGUUGCAGGAUAUGUGAAAAACGAGCUUCAUGAGGAAGCAUUGAUGACAUUUAAAAAAGUACAAAUUACAGGAGUUGAAUUCAACCAGUUCAUUCUUUCUUCAGUUCUUGCAGCUUGUGCAGCUAUAGCUGCUAAAAUUGAAGGAAUUCAAGCACAUGCAGUGUUGUUCAAAACAGGUUUCAUUCUAAACUUCUUUGUUUCUUCUUCCCUAGUAGACAUGUACUCCAAAUGUGGAAGCAUCAAUGAAGCUUAUGUAGUGUUCUCAUGUGUAAAACAAAAGAAUAUUGUUUUACUAAAUGCAAUGAUUUCUGGGUUUUCAAGACAUGGUCGAUCCAUGGAAGCAAUGAUGUUAUUUGAAAAAAUGCAGCAAAUUGGCUUGCAACCAAACGAGGUUACUUAUGUUUCUGUAUUGUCUGCUUGUGGCCAUAUGGGGUUAGUGAAAGAAGGGAAGAAAUACUUUGAAAUGAUGGUGAAAGAACAUAACUUAUCACCUAAUGUUGUUCAUUAUUCAUGCAUGGUUGAUGUUCUUGGUAGAACAGGUUUGAUCAAUGAAGCUAAAAUCUUGAUUGACAAAAUGCCAUUUGAGGCUACUGCUUCCAUUUGGGGAUCACUUUUAAGCUCAUGUAGAGUCUAUGGAAAUAUCGAAUUAGCUGAGAUUGCUGCUAAAACAUUUGUUUGA
Molecule: messenger RNA, 1356 nt
Organism: Lactuca virosa
Lineage: Eukaryota; Viridiplantae; Streptophyta; Magnoliopsida; Asterales; Asteraceae
Source: the annotation of a GenBank genome assembly